This is a messenger RNA of Akanthomyces muscarius, 1311 nucleotides long. RefSeq lists its product as uncharacterized. Bases 1 to 1311 code for a protein of 436 amino acids. The transcript has 4 exons. The record is from RefSeq and is a predicted model, not a curated record. Gene Ontology annotation, biological process: purine nucleoside catabolic process. Gene Ontology annotation, cellular component: cytosol. Lineage: Eukaryota; Fungi; Ascomycota; Sordariomycetes; Hypocreales; Cordycipitaceae. Gene Ontology annotation, molecular function: purine nucleosidase activity.
AUGGCUCCCCGAAAGAUUAUCAUCGACACCGAUCCCGGCGUGGAUGAUGUCAUGGCUAUGCUGUUGGCUCUCAGUGCCAGCAAGGAGGAGGUUGAGGUUAUCAUGAUCUCGGUCACUUAUGGCAAUGUGCCUCUGGAAUGCUGUGGACGCAACGUCGUCGGCAUGAUGCAGGUGAUUGAGAAGGAAAUGGCCUGGCGUAAAGCCAACGGCCGCCCUGAAGGCUUUGAGGCUCUCAAGGCAUGUAAGCCCGUGGUUGCUCUCGGCGCAGAGCAUCCUCUGGAGGAAAAGAAUCUCAAGUUUGACCACUUCCACGGUCUGGAUGGUCUUCACAACGUUCAUGCCACGUUCCCAGACUUUAGCCCUCCCGAGAAGUGGCUGCAAAUUUUCCGCGAGCAGGGCUCGUCCGAGACGAACCUGGAAAAGAUCUCGCCACUCUUCACGCCCUCACGGGAGCUCGCGCACAAGGAGAUUUUGCGCCUCCUCAAGGAGAACCCCGUCGAUAGCGUCUCCAUCCUCACCGUCGGCCCCAUGACCAACGCGGCCCUCGCCGCGUCCGAGGACCCCGAGACCUUCCUCCGGGCCAAGGAGGUCGUCGUUAUGGGCGGCGCCGUCAAGGUCCAGGGCAACAUCACCCCCGUCGCCGAGUUCAACACGUACGCCGACGCCGUGGCCGCGGCGCGCGUCUUCGCCCUCAGCUCGCUCACGCCCUCGGCCACGCUGCCGCCGGCCACGGUGAACAAGGCGCUGCCGCCGUACCCGGAGAACCUGUCGCGGCCGCUGCGCGUCGUGCUCUGCCCCCUCGACAUCACGGAGCCGCACGAGCUGUCCAGUAAGUACUUCUCCGCGACCAUGGCGCCCGUCGUGGCCUCGGGCAGCCCGCUGGCCGCCUGGGUGCAGCACUUUGUCGGCGGCGCGUUUGCCAAGAUUGCGAGCAUCCUGGGCCCGGAGACCGAGGCCGGCCUGUCGCUGCACGACCCCAUGACGGUGUGGUACGCGCUCGCCCGCGACAACGACCCGGAGUGGAAGCUCACCGAGGCCGAGGACAUCCGCAUCGAGACCGAGGGCCAGUGGUCGCGCGGCCAGCACAUUGUCGACCACCGCGGCAAGCUGCGCCCCGCAGAGGCCGCGUUCCUCGCAUCGGUGGACCCGCGCAACGACCCCGAGGUCCUGAGGCUCGACCAGGCCGAGGGUGACGAGCUGGGCUGGUUGAGCGUCCUCAAGCGUAACCGCAUCUACCGGGUAGUGGGAACGCCUGGUGAGGAAAUCUUCAAGGAGGUGCUCCUGCAGCGGGUUUUCGGAUUAGCAAAGUAA